Molecule: messenger RNA, 4796 nt
Organism: Dicentrarchus labrax (European seabass)
Lineage: Eukaryota; Metazoa; Chordata; Actinopteri; Moronidae
Product: cAMP-specific 3',5'-cyclic phosphodiesterase 4B
Exons: 18
Coding region: 339-2597 (752 amino acids)
Biological process (GO): signal transduction
Cellular component (GO): nucleus; cytosol; perinuclear region of cytoplasm
Molecular function (GO): transmembrane transporter binding; 3',5'-cyclic-AMP phosphodiesterase activity
Source: RefSeq, a predicted model, not a curated record
AGCGCGAACGGGACAAAUGGAACCAAAUAAAAAGGGGCGCGUGCUUCUGAAGCGCGGCAGAGAAACGGGAGACCGCAGCAGCGCGUGGGACAGCGGAUACACCACCGGUUACCACCGGUAACCACAGACUACAUACACGUCCGGCUGACAGUCUGCUGACGUGAAUUCCCCCUCACUCCCUCACCACUUGCUCAAGGAGAAGAGCUUCAGCUGCGUACUGGUGAGGCUGCCCAGAGCAGGAGAAGCAGGAAAGAACUACAUCUUCGGAGACAGGAUCAGAGACACAGAGAGAGAGAGGGGGAGAGAGAGAGGGAGAGUCUGGCUGAACAUCCCUCAGGAUGAAGAAAAGCAGUAGUGCGCAGGGGGUUACACCAGACGAUGAGAAUAAGGAGCCUCCUGUGGGGCAAUUUUCAACAGGCAGCACCCUGGGGGUGGAGUUGUGCAAAGUCCACAGGCGGUUUUCUGGAAACCUGCAGCUGCCUCCGUUGUCAUGGCGACAAGCAGAAAAGGAGAGGGACAGGGGCAGGCCGCUAACACCUGACGAAGAUCCAGUGACCCGGACAAGGCCGACAAGUCUGCCCAUCGUCUCUCUGCCCCGCAUCGACAUCACACAGGCUGACCCUGACAGCUUUGAAGUGGAGAAUGGCCCAUCAUUAUGCUGCAGUCCUUCAGACCCGCAGGCAUCCCCGGGUUCAGGUCUGGUCCUACAUCCCAACCUGGCGGGCCAUGGCCAGCGCCGGGAGUCCUUCCUGUACCGCUCUGACAGCGAUUACGACCUGUCACCAAAGUCUUUGUCUCGAAACUCUUCCAUUGUUGGAGAACUGCAUGGAGAGGACUUGAUUGUGACUCCAUUUGCCCAGGUUCUGGCAAGCCUUCGGACUGUCAGGAACAAUUUCACCACCUUGACAAAUGUACAAUGUGCAUCCUAUAAAAAGUCUCCUGCUGCAAGUCAGCCUUCUGUUACCAAAGUCUGUCUAUCAGAUGAGUCCUACCAGAAGCUGGCUAUGGAGACCAUGGAGGAGCUGGACUGGUGUCUGGACCAGUUGGAGACCAUCCAGACCUACCGCUCAGUUAGCGACAUGGCCUCCAACAAGUUCAAGAGGAUGCUGAACCGGGAGCUGAGCCACCUGUCUGAGAUGAGUCGCUCAGGCAACCAAGUGUCAGAGUACAUCUCCAACACCUUCCUAGACAAGCAGAAUGAGCUUGAGCUUCCGUGUCCAGUUCCUAAGUCAAGGGAAAGGAAGAGGAGGCAGGGCCAGCAGCAGCAGCAGCAGCAGCAGCAACAGCAGCAGCAGGGUGGGAUGAUGACUCAGAUCAGUGGGGUGAGGAAGGUCAGCCAUACGCCCAGCAUCUCUGGAGGCUCCGGCAAUCGCUUUGGGGUCAAGACGGACCAGGAGGAGCUGCUGUCCAAGGACUUGGAGGAUAUCAACAAAUGGGGCCUGAAUAUCUUCAGAGUGGCAGAGCACUCUCAUAACCGACCGCUCACGUGCAUCAUGUACACCAUCUUUCAGGAGCGAGACCUGAUGAGGACGUUCAAGAUUCCAACGGACACCUUUGUGACGUUCAUGCUGACCCUGGAGGGCCACUAUCACUCCGACGUGGCCUACCACAACAGCCUGCACGCCGCUGAUGUAGCCCAGUCCACGCAUAUCCUCCUCUCCACGCCCGCACUCGAUGCGGUCUUUACUGAUCUGGAGAUCUUGGCAGCCAUUUUUGCUGCAGCCAUUCACGACGUGGACCACCCAGGGGUGUCCAACCAGUUCCUCAUCAACACCAACUCAGAGCUGGCUCUGAUGUACAACGAUGAAUCAGUGCUGGAGAACCACCACCUGGCCGUGGGCUUCAAACUGCUGCAGGAAGAGAACUGCGACAUCUUCCAAAACCUCACCAAGAAGCAGAGGCAGACACUCCGGAGGAUGGUCAUAGACAUGGUAUUGGCAACUGACAUGUCCAAACACAUGAGCCUGCUGGCUAAUCUGAAGACGAUGGUGGAAACUAAGAAAGUGACCAGCUCUGGAGUCCUGCUGUUGGAUAACUACACAGACAGGAUGCAGGUUUUGCGUAACAUGGUUCACUGUGCGGACCUGAGCAACCCAACCAAGCCUCUGGAUCUGUACCGGCAGUGGACAGACAGAAUCAUGGAUGAGUUCUUCCACCAGGGAGACAGAGAGAGGGAGAGGGGCAUGGAGAUCAGUCCCAUGUGCGACAAACACACAGCUUCGGUGGAGAGAACACAGGUUGGCUUUAUUGACUAUAUAGUCCACCCUCUAUGGGAGACGUGGGCUGACCUGGUCCACCCUGAUGCCCAGGACAUCCUGGACACACUGGAGGACAACAGGAAUUGGUACCAGAGCAUGAUCCCCCAGAGUCCCUCCCCUCCCUUCUACACUAGCGAUGGGGAGGGCGGCCCACAUGGGGAGGUGGAGGGGGGACCUGCGGCGAGUAAAUUUCAGUUUGAACUGACGCUGGAUGACCAAGAUGGGGACAGUGAGAGCGGGAUGAUGGAGACAGCUGACAGCGUGACACUCCAAGACCAUCCCUCUGAUCCGGACGGGGUAGAAACAGAGACGCGUGACGUCUCCCCAGCAGAAACAUAGCUGAACUGAUGGUGUUCUUUGAGUGCAGCAGGUUUUUUUGCUGUUUUGGCUGAGUUCAUUGAAUUGCAGUGGAGCAAUCCUGCAAUCUGGCUCUUUGGAGCUGCCUGGCAAAGAGGGCCUGACUGAAUGUGGGGCACCCCUGCAAACGAGGCUGGGAAACCCUGUGGCAGUUUGUUUUUGAGCCCCCUAGAUGGGAGCUGGAAGAGCGUAGCGACUGAUCUUGAAAGAAGGGACUACUGUCGUGCUGCAGAGGCAGGGCUGAAUCUUGGUUCUCACAAAGGAAGUGAAGUGGACGAUAUGUAUCCGUGUACUGGGACUCGUAUAAAUUCCAAACUUUGCACUUCAGGACGUUUUUUAUGUUCAUUACGAUUCUUUGUAUUGUGUCGCGAUCGGAUGCCACCUGGUUAAGUGUCCAACCAAAACUACUGGUCAGCAAGUUAUUUGUAAACAAGUAGUUUUUUCUAACACUUGUCUAAAAAAAAAAACAAAGUUAUGUGCCUUUUUUUUUUAAACAACAGUGUCUUUUUGUACGUGUUUUUAUAAUUUAUUGAACACAUUCAUGUAGCUGGAAAAUGUGUCAAAUUUUUGACAAAAGGACAUAUUUGUCUCACACAGUCUUCCUAAUGUUCUGGCAAUAGUAUAAGCUUGUUCUCACAAAAGCAUCCAGUGGAUGUAUUUCUAAAAUCAGCUGACUUCCCAGCACAAUUUGCACUUUGUGGCAAAGGACGAAGAGAGUGGAAAGUAUCAGUAUUUUACAGAAAACAUUAUAGUAAACAUGUGAAACCAAAAGAAUAAUUUAAGUUUAUUCCCCAAUAAUCAUUCAUUCAUAAACAAUUAAGUAAGUCAUAGACUAUAUUACUUGAAAGUGGAGCAAAGUUUUGUAUUUUUGAGUCCAAAAACAUCUUUAAAAAAAAAAACCUCCAAAGAUCCUGUAAAAAAAGCUCUUUGAUGAUUUCACUGCCACCUCUGAAAAGUGUGAUCCCACACUUGAAGACAACAAGUCAAACUUCCAACCAGAAGCCAAAUUGAUCCCUUGUAUCUUCCUGUUGCUGGAUAAAGAGUUCAGGCAAAUGAAAGGGAAAUAUCACCAAAAAUAUCCAAGAUCCAACAAUCCCCUCACCUUGUAUUGUGCUGAGCUAUUCCAGUAUGGGAAAUCUGUUACCACCUUGUAAUUCCCAUUGUCAUCAGCUCACACCUGUUGUAAUUAACAGCAUUCCAUCCUCGUGAAUACACUUUACACCGUGACCCAUUUUAAACUUUGAAUGACUGUAAGACUGUGUGCACAUUUUAAAGACACCUGUUAGCGAUAGAUUAAUUGUAUCUUGUAGUUUUUAUUCCAGCACUUUGAAUAAAUCGACAGUUUGGCAGCUGGUUGCUGAUCUGUCCAACACUACCUUAAAGGUACCACAUUGUAAGGUGCAACCCUCAGAAUAGAAAUAGGAAUAGGGGGGCUGGGUCAAUAUCGUGUCAUGACAUGAUAUUUCCUGUGUGUGUGUGUGUGUGUGUGUGUGUGUGUGUGUGUGUGUGUGUGUGUGUGUGUGUGUGUGUGUGUGUGUGUGUGUGUGUGUGUGUGCUUGUGUGUGAGUGCGUGUGAAGUGGUCACAGAGUUGCACAAUCUUGUUGCACCCAGCUGUGAUGUGCUGACCCCUCAGCUGUUUGUAACAGUGUAUUUAUUAUCUUAUUCUUGUAUAUGAUUAUAUUGAUAUUGAUUGUUAAUAUUCCCUGUAUAUUUGUUAUUAUUUAUAUUCACUACCACAUGUCAAAUCACGGUUUGACUGAACUUGUAUGGUGGUUCUGACUUAUUGUAUUUCACAAGCUGUUUGCUGUUUGGUUUAUAAGACCAUAACAUGAAGUUAUGCAGAUCAAUUUUGACAAUUUGAAAUGUAUGUUUGGUUUUAAAAUUCCAGCCAGAAGAUGUUUGUACAGUCUGAACCAACAACACCUUAUGUUAGGUGCAGAAGAAGUCUGGCUUUAGUUUUUGUCUUUUGUUCCUGGUGGAUUAUGAAGGCUGGAUAUUUGCUGCAGUAUAUUGUGUACGGUGACUGGUCAUUGUACAGCUAUAGGAAUAUUUGCUGAAAUAUAUAACAUUGUUUCAAAUAUAUUUUUUCAGUGUUUUCCUCACAAUAUAUGGUAAAUGGUGUAUGUUGUGCUCAACAAAUGUUUUCUAUCAGAUUAUUAAAAUGGGCAUGUAUUACAGAA